Moesziomyces aphidis is the source of this 1215-nucleotide messenger RNA. Lineage: Eukaryota; Fungi; Basidiomycota; Ustilaginomycetes; Ustilaginales; Ustilaginaceae. The record is from the annotation of a GenBank genome assembly.
AUGCCCGGCACCAUCCCGGCCAUCACCGAUCCUGCCCUUGUUGACGCCACCCACACCCCCACCGACGUCUCGCGCGCAACCGUCUCGCCCCUCCUCGCCUCGGACCCGCACGUCGCCGCCGCUUCGAACCGUCACGACGACCCGCAGCCUCCGUCGCUCGUCACACCGUCGCCGCUCUCGCAUCCCACCUCGGGCGUCGCUUCCAAAGGCGCUGCACAGCUCACAUCCACCUCGUCCCUCUCCUCCGCACUUGCCCCCUCCAACCUCCAGGCCAACAUGACCAAGCAACUCUCCUCCCCCGCGUCCGGCGCCGGUGGCGUGCGCAAACGCAAGUCCAACGCCAGAUCCGCCGCCGCUGGCGCCGACAAGGAUGGCGCGUCGAGCGAGCUGGUCAAGUUUGUCGAGACCGACGGCCACUUUUCGCUCGUGCGCAACUUCCACCUCGCCGAUGCCUUUACGCUCAUGAACGCCUUUUGCGGCGCACAGUCGCUCUUCGCCUCGGCGCGCUACCUGAUCACCUCGGACCCCAAGCAUGCAUGGCUCGCGCUGUGGUUCCCGCUGUUCGGAGCGAUCUUUGAUCUGCUCGACGGCAAGGUGGCACGUUGGCGCAAGUCGUCGUCCAUGCUCGGACAGGAACUCGACAGUCUCGCCGACUCGCUCAGCUUUGGUGCCGCACCUGCCUUUGCCGCGUAUGCGCUCGGCCUGCGCGGUGGCCUGGACAGCUUCAUCCUCACGCUCUUCGUGUGUGCCGGUGUUGCCAGGCUCGCCAGAUUCAACGUGACCGCCGCCACGAUUCCGCACGAUGCUUCGGGCAAGGCGCGCUACUUUGAGGGUCUGCCCAUCCCGUCGUCGCUCGUGCUUGUCGGCGGUAUGGCAGUGUGCCUGCUCACCGGACGCAUCGAGCCUGGAGGACUGCCCAUCGCACUCGCAAAGGAACGCGGCUACAUCUCCAGCAAGGGUCUGACGUUCACUGGCUCGCUCCGCGAAUACCUCCCCGACAGCUUCAGCGGCCGAGGCGUCCCGCUCGGCACUUUUACCAUCGACUUUUCCAGCGCAGCCGCCAAGGUGUUCCACCUCAUCCCCGGAUUCUCCGCCAAGGACGCAGUCGAGACCGCACAGGCUGUGGCCAGGAUUCAGGGCCACUGGAUCGCCUUCCUCUGGCUGGCAUGGGCGACCGCAAUGGUCAGCAAGACCCUCCGCGUCCCCAAACCCUAA